Molecule: messenger RNA, 1265 nt
Organism: Abrus precatorius (Indian licorice)
Lineage: Eukaryota; Viridiplantae; Streptophyta; Magnoliopsida; Fabales; Fabaceae
Product: cytochrome c
Exons: 3
Coding region: 112-453 (113 amino acids)
Biological process (GO): mitochondrial electron transport, ubiquinol to cytochrome c; mitochondrial electron transport, cytochrome c to oxygen
Cellular component (GO): mitochondrial intermembrane space
Molecular function (GO): electron transfer activity; heme binding
Source: RefSeq, a predicted model, not a curated record
AAGUGGCGAGGUUAUAAGCUGUUAACAAAAUUGGGGUUUUACAAGUUUCGUCGGAAAGCGGUAUCAGCGGCAUAUUCUGAUUGCAUUUGGUUUCUCGAAGCUUCGGCAACAAUGGCGUCGUUCGAUGAAGCACCUCCCGGAAACGCUAAAAACGGCGAGAAAAUCUUCAAAACGAAGUGCGCUCAGUGCCACACCGUCGAGAAAGGUGCCGGCCACAAGCAAGGACCCAAUCUGAAUGGUUUGUUUGGAAGGCAAUCUGGCACUACUCCUGGAUAUUCCUAUUCUACUGCUAACAAAAACAUGGCUGUGAUUUGGGAGGAAAAGACUUUAUAUGAUUACUUGCUCAACCCCAAAAAGUAUAUUCCAGGGACGAAGAUGGUAUUUCCUGGUCUUAAGAAGCCUCAGGAACGUGCAGAUCUUAUUGCAUUUCUGAAAGAAUCCACUACACAAUGAUUAAAUAUCCAUACUUACAGUAUGCAUUGUGCUUUUGAAAUUCUGGAGAUUUAAGUUUCAGACAUUCAAUUCUGUGGUGCAGUAAGUACCGUAUCAAAUAAAGUAGACUUGAUUGGUUUGCAAUGCUAUUUUGUUCAUUUUGCAUUGCUUCUUAAGAGGUUGCCAUAAAUUGGCCGGACUAUGGCUCAAUUAAUUUACCUGUUGAAAGUUGAAACAUUCUUAUCAAUAUUUAGUUAUUUGGAAUCACAAUUUAGUCUCUCAUUGCGGGGUAAGUGGAUUGAGUCUUGAUAUUUUUUAUUUUUGUUUUCUUAGCUGAAUGCAAUAAUAUGCAAGAUUCUUACAAAGAAAGUCAUGGUAUGGGAAAGGGAGAGGGUUGGCUAAAUUUAAAGCGUUGCUGGUAUAUUGAGAUUCAAUUUAGGAUCAAACAGACCUAAAGAAAUUCGAGUUAACCGAUCUUGCAUUUUAUUACGGCAAGUCUGAAUUAGGAGUAGAUCUGCACUUGGACGUAAUCUAAUUGGUGACUUAUCUUUCCAUUGUCAUGUGAUGGAGGCAGUUGCAAUGAGAGUCUAUAACUAUGAUGAGUAAACUAUCAAAUAAGUCUUCAAAAGUAUAAUUAUUAGUUAGUCUAAUGAUCAUUAUGAUGUAUCACUUAUAGUUCAUUCCCAUGUUUUAAGGGAGCCUUAUGGUAUGUGUAAGAACAUUUUCUAGUUGUACUAAUGGCAUUUUCUUCAUCGGUGGAUGUAACUUUUGAUUGCCAAUGCUCUUCGUUAGUUCACAUCCCUUACAAGUUGUAUAUAUCAAUAACCUUUUAC